AUGCCGAUCGCGUUCGAGGGCGGGCGCCGGGGUGGUGACGCCAGCUUCGGCCGCCGGGGCCAGUGCCACGCGACGGCGGCGGCGGGGGCGUGCGGCGGCUCGUCAUCGUCGGGGCGGGGCAGCGACAGCCGGGCGGCAGUGGUUCAGUGGGAUGAGGGGGACGACAACGGCGACGGGGAGGUGCAGAGCUCGUACAGGGGACCCUUCGACACAAUGGACGCGCUCCAGGAUGCACUGCCCAACAACAGGAGAGGAGUAUCCAAAUUCUACAAUGGCAAGUCAAGUUCUGUGCUGGAUGUUGCAGACGCUGUAUCCUCACCUCAACCUGCAAAAAGCCUUGCCAAUCCUGGAAAUCCAUCCCCUAAGAAGCGCAAGGGUUUUCUUCCAUUCGGUUUCAGCUGGAACAAGUCACGGAGUAAAGAGUCAAUUUCCAGAGGUGGUGUCACCAACAGCCCAAAGAGUUGCAGGAAGACAUUAUCUCCGGCUGUUACAAGCUGCAAUCCACGCAGCAGCCGGAGCAACAAUGAGCACGAGCACUGUCAAGACCCCCCUCGCCAUUGCCUGCAGAGAGGACACAAUGCAAUGGGUGCCUCUGCUUCUCCACCUACUGCUGCGCUUCGAUCUCAGUUGGUCUCAGUCCAGAUGCAGUCAGUUUCUGUGGCAGGUGUGCAGGAUGUGUCAGAGUCCACCACAUCGGUUUCUCCUAGAGAGAAGCGCAGGAAGAGUUUGCAGUAGUGACAUUUUCGUCAGUCCAACUCCACCCACUGGUGUCCAAAUUAUACUGGAAUCCAGUAGCCGGUGCUCCCAUAUUCAGUGGGAUGCUUUGUAAGGUUCAAUUGCAGUUGUGUAUAGUGCUAAGUUUCUUCUCCUUAUACAUAAUGGUAGCGAUACCGAACUGGGGAAAGAAGUGUGUUACUUAUUUAUAGGCCAUAUGCGUCGAUUACUCUGAUUGUCUGAGCCUCUGUACGUUAUUGCGCUGUGCUUUUGCCUGCUGAUUCAGCCGUGCUGUUCUUCUCAUUCAUCAACCAGGACCAGGACUCCAGGACUUUCCUGUCUAUGUUCUCGGUAUGGUUGCUC
Phragmites australis (common reed) is the source of this 1077-nucleotide messenger RNA. RefSeq names its product protein OXIDATIVE STRESS 3 LIKE 1-like. Bases 1 to 735 code for a protein of 244 amino acids. Lineage: Eukaryota; Viridiplantae; Streptophyta; Magnoliopsida; Poales; Poaceae. The transcript has 2 exons. The record is from RefSeq and is a predicted model, not a curated record.